This is a messenger RNA of Pecten maximus, 4229 nucleotides long. RefSeq names its product beta-1,3-galactosyltransferase 5-like. Bases 343 to 1578 code for a protein of 411 amino acids. NCBI's taxonomy places the organism in Eukaryota, Metazoa, Mollusca, Bivalvia, Pectinida, Pectinidae. The record is from RefSeq and is a predicted model, not a curated record. Gene Ontology annotation, molecular function: hexosyltransferase activity. Gene Ontology annotation, cellular component: membrane. The transcript is spliced from 2 exons.
AUAGUACUUGUGGCCCAGAACGCCAUUCAGUUGAACUCUCGCCGAUUUCUCCUCUUUAUCACACGUGGGGAUGCGAUGAUGUGGAUGUGGAUGAAUUUGGCGAUGGAUUGCUCGUAAUAUACGGUUACCCCCGGUCAAGCUUUCCUGUGGCUAGCUGGCUUUGACGUGGGACUGACCUGUGACGGGAGGAGGGCGAGACAACUGAGAUCACGUGAUGACAGGGCAACUCAACACAACUUAACCUGUCACACGUGGUUAACAAGCUGACAUACGUCAGUAAACCUUUGACGUCAACGCGUAACAAAUAUCAUUUGAAACUGGCAUAGAUGGACACAAAGAAAUAUGGGUUUCUCAAAACGAAAUGUCCUCAAAUUGUGUGAAAGCGUUUUCGCGACUUUCGUUGUAUUGGCAUGUAUCUUUACUUUGAUGACGUCACUGUCGUCAUCAAAAUUCUACAAAAAGAUGAAAUCGACUACUGGACGUAAACGUGGCGUAUUAAAGGAUGCGAAAGACAGUUUUCGAAUGGCCAUGGAAAGUCAUGAUCACAAAGAAAAUAAUUUUCAAGGAGUAUACACAACACCUAAGGGCCAGAACGAGGCCCGUCCCGACCUAUACGUCGACCCUUAUCGACAAUGGUUCCAUGAUCGCAAUGUGGUCAAGUACAGUGCUAGGGGCAAACAUCCGGUGUUACCGGAUACGGAAGUAAUCAAUAACCAAGAUGUUUGUAAAGGCGAGCCGGUCGAUAUAUUGAUAUAUUUUCAAAGUCGGUGGGAUCAUUUUCAACGUCGGUCAGUUUUACGAGAGACGUGGGCAAGCUCAAAAACGUUCAAAGACAUACACAUUAGAACUAUAUUUGUGUUGGGAAGGGCUUCUGUUCAGGCAGAUCAGGUCAAGAUUAACAAUGAAAAUCUUCUCUAUCACGACAUCAUACAGGGAGAUUUCAUUGACAGUAUCGCUAAUCUCACAAUGAAAAGUAUUCUUGCUAUGAAAUGGAUAAAUGAGAAUUGUAUACAGGCUAAGUACAUUCUCAAGGCGGAUGACGACAUGUUUGUAAAUAUAUUCGCUUCGGUAGAAUAUCUAAUCUCACAGAUUUACGAGAAGAAGAAAGUGGUGAUGUGCCAUGCCAAGGAGAACGAUACAAGUCCAAUCGAAAGGAACAAGAAUAGUAGGUGGUAUGUCCCACCGGAUGUGUUUGCUGGUAGAAAACGUUUCCCUCGGUUCUGUAGUGGUUAUGCGGCCAUAUUCACAACCGACCUCGUCCCGGAGUUAUACAAAGCGUCGUUUACAAACCCAUACUUUUCUGUGGACGAUGCAUAUCUUUUCGGAUUACUGAUGGAAAACAUCAAGGAUGUACUAUUUUUUGAUAUCCAAGAUAAUAUGACUUUGAAUCAGAAGUCAGCUUUGGAGGAAUAUACUGGUGACGAUGCCAUACAGCAUGUCGCCUGUAACGCAUGGGAGGACGGGGCCUUGGAAAAGUUCUGGCGGGCGACUCUCUCAAAACUCACGAAAUGGUCUAAGAGUCACGCAAACGUGGCUAUAGUACAGCAAACUCGAAAUGAUGUCAUGAGAGAACGAUAAGUCACAUUACAAUCUUCUGACUAGAAGUUAUCUAACGAGCGCUGUCGUCCGUCAUCGAGGCCACGUUAGUACUGUAAACUUUAGUACGUGCUCUUCGUAGGGACAAAUCGUUUAAUUGGUGAUUGACUGAUAAUGAUGUCACUAACAUUGACGGACUGAACCUAAACUAUUCCAGGGUUGUUUAAAGGCUUGGGGAUUAGGAUCAGCCAGUCCGUUAUGAUUAAAUUUCACUUUUUAUCGACCGUACAUAGACAACAAGAAAACGUUGGUGAAUGUAUGGCAUAAUGGAGAUUAUUAGUUCAAGUCUGUUCAGUCCACGUCACAGGAAGUGAUAUCAGUCACGAAUUUUGAGGGAUUCAUGUGACAAGAGUUUGUGCUGAUGGGGUAAAGACAAACGAAGAAAAGUGUUUGGAGAAACUAAAAGGGAUUCAUUCGUAAUAAAAGCGGCUUUCGCUUAAUGUUAACUCUGUUAUUUUUAUGCACAAAUAGAAAAUCCAGACAGACAGGGAAAAACAUAAAAUCAUGUCACACUUACCGCGAAGCGGCGGGGGAAUCCCCUCAAAAUCUGUGAUCACAAUAUCACUUCCUGUGACGUCGAUUGACCAGAAUGUAGUCUCGUGGAGGAAGAGUUAUUUCGAAACUAUGAAUUGGUUGGAAUGAGAAACAUACCCAGAAUUCCACUCGCAAUUUUCAUAUUCAGUUUGGAAGUAACUCUGCUACGUGUACAUUUUUUCUCAAUGGUGCUGUAGGUAUUGAGGAGCCAAACAUGCAUUUUACUUAACACAAGUGAUAUUUUUCGGAAACUUUAUCGAUGAUUUUUACUCGAUUGCAUUGUUGACUUGAUGAAAUAUUAUAGUGUCGUAAAGCAACUUAGACCCUAAAUUCACUUGUACCUAAAGCAAACAUAAUCCGUUCCAUUUCUACUGUCGUGACUGGAGUGACAGUGUAUUUGGUGCUACAUCACUGUUUAGUUUCAUUUUCCAUUACAGGAUCUCAGCAUCCACUACUCUGGACUUGAUUUUAAACUUGGGUUACAUUUUGGAUGGUAUCAUGUUUAACAAUUAUUUCAUGAUCACCGAUUGUUUGUUACUUGUUAACGACUGUGGAAGUCUGCGUAAAACUAACGCUAUGUAAAUAAAACUGAUGUUGACCUUCGUAAUUGGAAAUCAGCAGUACAAACAACAAACCUGAAUCUCUACAAGCAUUCUACAGGGCCCUUCGUAAUGGUUUGAAAGGAUAGGUAGUGACUUCUUAUUUGGAUGUAGAGAGUACCGAAAGACAAUUUCUUGCAUCAUUCGGAACAUCUCGCCCGAUGGGUACUUAAGGCAGUUUCCUGCAUAGGAGUGUGAAGAGUUACAAAGGGAUUGUAUCUCCCUUUGUUUGAAUGUGGAGAGUACUGAAAAGGAACUUCCCGCAUUCGAUUUUUUCGUUUGGGGACUGACGAAGGGGAACAUAUCGUUAGAUCUGUAUAUGUGUGGGGACUGACAAGAGUUAACAUGUCAUAUGAGAGUGGGGACUGACGAAGACGAACAUAUCGUUUGAUCUGUCUUGUUGGUAACUAUCUCGCACAUCUAGAGACAGCGAUUACCUUGUACCUGAUAUUACUACUAACACUCGACAAACUCCUUACUCACCUUUUCCUGAGAAUGCUUCGACAAUAUCAAAACAGUAAUCUCAGGUGGUUUUGACUUACGUUUUCUACAUCAGGUCUUGACUUAAGUCUUGACUUAAAAUUUGUACAUUACGUGGUCGAAAAUGUAUGCCAUUAAAUGUUCUCAUUCCAUAUGACUUUCAUGUCACAAACAUCUUAUCGUCUAUAUCAAUUAAAAUGGUAUACACAUCCAGAUAUUCUACCAUUUUCACGAUAGGUGUUACACAAUACAAAUGUAGGUGUUACACGUCAAACGUUAUGUAGUUGAUAAUCAGCGUGAUUCUAGCUUGAUGCAUAUUUAGCGUAUCGAAUACAAUGAUCACUACCGAUCAACUGUUUCAGUGACAUUUAUGUUCUGCCCCGAGCAAUGAGAUCUUGUAUUCACUGCCGUUCGGCGUUCUCGCCUAUCCAGUGACAUCUAAUCAAUCGGAACCCCUCAUCAUUUUCUUCGAAGCUUUCACAAUCGGAACACCUCGCCUCCGUCUGCGAACGUAGUUUCGAAGAAAAUGACGAGGGGUUACGAUUGAAGCGUUCACAGACGGAGGCGAGGUGUUCCGACUGGACAUCUAGUGUUUCACUGCCGUUCGGCGUUAGACUCCUAACCAAUGAUAUCUUGUAUUUCUCUGCCGUUCGGCGUUCUCGCUUACCCAAUGAAAUCUUUAAUUUAUGUUUCACUGAACUUCGAUGUUCUGUUCUGACCAAGAAGUUCGGAUGCUAACCUAUUGAUAGUGUUCUGUGAUACGUUUGUCUGUGACCUAAUACAUGUUUAGUUAUUUUUAUGGCGGGUAAUGUUUUAGUAUGAGGUUUUAUAACUGAUAAUAUAGUUUUAUAUGUUUAUUUAGUAAUAAGCAUAACUAACGUAAUGUAAUAUUGCUUGCUUAUUGUAUUUUAUACACAAUGGUUGCAAUAAAUUUGGAUUGUUUAAGUCCCAAUGUUUAAGAUUAAAAAAACGUGUUCCGUUCACAAAAUUGUUGAAUUCAAUAAAACAAUGCAAACAUUA